Racocetra persica is the source of this 122-nucleotide messenger RNA. The record is from the annotation of a GenBank genome assembly. Lineage: Eukaryota; Fungi; Glomeromycota; Glomeromycetes; Diversisporales; Gigasporaceae.
AAUUAUGGCCUACAUUUUCUGAUGAAGAAGAUGUCUUUGCGGAGGAUGUAGGAUUUACCGAUGAAAUAAAUGAUGAGGGAGAAGAAUCAGUAUGUGCAAAUAAUCUGCUAGGUGGAAUUUGA